AUGUCUGGCCGGUGGCGCUCCUUAGCUGACAAGCACGCCCAUGAAGAGACUGCCCGAGCCGUAAACGCAAAGCCGCGGCGCAGCAGCAGCUGCUCGCUGCAGCGCUACCGCCACCACCCGAGCAUCAGCAGCAGCAGCCGCAGCCGCAGCCACGAAGCCGACUACGAAGCCGCUGCUGCUCCUCGAAGAGGCAGCAGAAGCCGCAGCAGCAGGCACUUGUCUCUUUGCAGCAACCCUGCUACGAGGUCGCGGCCACACCCGCAGUACCAGCAGCACCGACAGCAGCAGCAGCAGCAGCAGCAAGAGCAGCAACCCUACGUGUACCCUCGCAAGAGGCUUCCAGGCACUUCACACAGCACCUCCCGAGUUUCGCUGCAUGUAAAUCCGAACCACGAGCGCCUGAAUGAGCCGGUACACGAGUACACUUUAGAUCAGCAGCCGCAGCAGCAGCAGCAGGAGCAGGAGCAGCAGCAGCAGCAGCAACUGCUGAUGCGGAGCCGGCGGCCUGUGCAGCUGAACCCCCCGCGCUGGUUUCGCGUUAACGGCGAAGCCCCGAGGGGCCCUAAGGCAGAUUUCUCUUCCCAAGACAGCAGCAGCCGGCCGCGUGUGCUGCUUCAGCCGCGGCCGCAGUAUGCAGACGCAGGGAAAAUGCAGCAGCAGCAGCAGCAGCAGCAGCAGUGGCAGCAGCCUCCACGGCGCGUCACUGCUCUUUUGCACGAAAGGAGUUCCAACAGAGUUCUUCUGAGGGCCCGCGAUGAUGCUGCUGCCUCGGAUUGGCCGGACAGCUUCCAAGGCAGAAGGCGUUACAAAGACGAAAUCGAGACUGAGCCACGGGAGCGCGAGAGGAGCCCCAAGCGGCAAAGGCGGGGCAGCAGCGGCAGCAGCAGCAGCAGCAGACGCAGCAGCAGCAGAGGCGGCAGCAGCAGACGCAAAGUGCAUUACCGGCCUUAUGCGUCGCCUGAGAGAUAUGCCGACUCAUCUGCUGCCCUACUUGGUGCUGGGCAGCAGCAGCAGCAGCAGCAGCCGGCGCGGCUGCGGAGGGCAGUCAUUAGUACUAGCAGUGGUGCAAAACUGAACAACGCAGCAGCACCGUCCACGGAAUCCUUCCCGCGGCGGCGUGUCGUACCAGGCGGGCCCAGCCGCAGCAGCGAGGAGCAGCGCGUUCUGCUGCUGCCCCGCGGCGCAGCAGCAGCAGCAGCAGCUCCCCAAGCUGCUGCUCUGACGGCGCCCAGUGCAGCACCUGAAGCAGCAUGGCAGCGGGAGAGCCAUUUGCUGCCUUCGAGCGCUGCGCUGCCGCCGCUGCUGCCAACACCGGCGCAGCAGCAGCUAGGUGUUUGCUGCAACGCAGCAGCAGCAAAUAACCACAUGCUCGUUAAGAUGCGCUGA
Eimeria tenella is the source of this 1386-nucleotide messenger RNA. RefSeq lists its product as uncharacterized. The record is from RefSeq and is a predicted model, not a curated record. NCBI's taxonomy places the organism in Eukaryota, Apicomplexa, Conoidasida, Eucoccidiorida, Eimeriidae. The transcript is spliced from 5 exons. The coding region runs from base 1 to 1386 and encodes 461 amino acids.